GUUGUCUCUGCCUAUAUGUGAAAAUCACUUAAAACUAUAAUAUUGGUUUUCUGUCUUUCCUAUUAGCUUUACAAAAAUUUCUGUAUUUAUCCCUCCAAACAAUUAGUUGAGUUUCAGCUUUCAAAUAUAAAAAACAGAUGCAUAGACUUUUUCAGCCUAAAAGAGUAUAUACCCAAUCAGCCACCCAAAAACCCAACAAAAACGAAUCCGGGUUUCUUCUAUAAAACUCCCGUUUAAUUUAAGAGAUUACUUAUACAAACCAUCUUCUUUACCAACGUUCAUUUCCCCUCUCUCUCUCUCUCUCUCUAUCUCACUUCACCAUCAUGAAUAUCCUAUUCACUAUUUUCCUGCUUCUCAUCCCAGUCUUCUUUCUCCUCACAAGAUGGAGAAGAUCAUCCAAAAGACUGCCUCCAGGUCCACUAGGAAUACCUAUUAUUGGCCAAAGCAUUGGAUUUCUUCGAGCCAUGCGUGCCAAUUCAGCAGAAGAAUGGCUGCAACAAAGAGUUAGAAAGCAUGGUCCAAUUUCAAAGCUAACCCUCUUUGGAAAACCCACAGUUUUCAUUCAUGGACAGGCUGCGAACAAGUUUGUCUUCAAUGGUGACAGCAGCAUGAUUGCAAACCAGCAAAAUGAGUCUAUUAGGAUGAUUUUGGGCGACAGAAAUCUAACAGAACUGAGUGGUAACGACCAUAAACGUGUUAGAGAUGCACUUUUAUUGUUCUUGAAGCCAGAGUCGCUGAAGCAGUAUGUGGGAAAAAUGGAUGGAGAAGACAGGAAGCACCUUGAGAUGCAUUGGAAUGGCAAGCAACAAGUAACAGUCCUGCCACUGAUGAAGAUCCUCACAUUCAACAUGAUAUGCUCUCUUCUUUUUGGGAUUGAGAAAGGAGCACGCAGAGACAAAUUUUUGGAGUGUUUUAAACAAAUGAUAGAAGGAAUGUGGUCAGUGCCUCUAAACUUGCCUUUCACACGCUACAAACGUGGCCUCAAGGCAAGCAUAACGGUACAAAAAAUGUUGAAGGAAUUUAUAGAAGAGAAAAGAAAGGAACUCAAACAGGGAAAUCCUUCCCAACGGAAAGACCUCAUCUCUUGUCUGCUUAGCAUGCGAAAUGAAGACAAUGAAGAAGUACUUACUGAGAAGGAGAUUAUCCACAAUGUUAUGCUAGCCAUGGCUGCUGGGUAUGAUACUACAUCAGUUCUGCUCACUUUCAUUGUGCGGUUUCUAGCUAAUGAACCAGCCAUUUAUGCAGCUGUUGUUCAAGAGCAGGAAGAGAUAGCAAAUAGCAAGCCUUCAGGAGAGUUUCUGACAUGGGAGGACCUUGCUAAGAUGAAGUACACAUGGACGGUAGCAAUGGAGACUCUGAGGAUGGUUCCUCCUGUCUUUGGUGGCUUUAGGAAGGCUGUGAAGGAUAUCGAAUAUGGUGGUUACCUAAUCCCCGAAGGAUGGCAAAUAUUCUGGGCUUCAUCAAUGACUCAUAUGGAAACUAGCAUAUUCCCAGAACCAUCAAAAUUUGAUCCCAGUAGAUUCGAGAAACAAUCACCCGUACCACCCUAUUGUUUUGUUGCAUUUGGAGGAGGACCACGGAUAUGCCCUGGAAAUGAGUUUGCAAGGAUUGAAACUCUAGUUGCAAUCCAUCAUCUGGUCACUCAGUUCAAUUGGAAGCUACUAGCAGACAGUUCUUUUUGCAGGGAUCCAGCACCAGUGCCAGCACAAGGAUUACCCCUUCAAAUCACGUCAAAGAAAAACUACUAAAAUUGGUUUCUGGGUUACUUAUCAUUAAUGCCUCAUUUUGUGGUCCAAAUUCUCAAUCCAAAAUUCCAAAUGGAAGAAGUCAAGCAUCAACCAUGUUAGUUUCUCUUAAAUAAUCUCCCAAAAUUUGAUGGUAUUCCAUAUUCAAGAUUGGCAGCCUGGACACAAGCUUAAAAAGUUUGGAAGCAUUGUAUAAAUUAAGGAAAUAAAAUACAUCACAAUUUCUAUCAUGAACAUUGUACAAUAAUUUUAAGUCCUCCAUUUGUACCAAGAAACAUAUUUACAAUCGACACCGAUGAAUUUUUCAUUGUGGCAUC
This is a messenger RNA of Ziziphus jujuba (common jujube), 2062 nucleotides long. Its product is annotated as cytochrome P450 716B1. The coding region runs from base 324 to 1748 and encodes 474 amino acids. The record is from RefSeq and is a predicted model, not a curated record. The transcript has 4 exons. Gene Ontology annotation, molecular function: heme binding; oxidoreductase activity, acting on paired donors, with incorporation or reduction of molecular oxygen; iron ion binding. Gene Ontology annotation, biological process: sterol metabolic process. Lineage: Eukaryota; Viridiplantae; Streptophyta; Magnoliopsida; Rosales; Rhamnaceae.